Apis mellifera (honey bee) is the source of this 6315-nucleotide messenger RNA. RefSeq names its product serine/threonine-protein kinase MARK2. Gene Ontology annotation, biological process: protein phosphorylation; microtubule cytoskeleton organization; intracellular signal transduction. Gene Ontology annotation, cellular component: cytoplasm. NCBI's taxonomy places the organism in Eukaryota, Metazoa, Arthropoda, Insecta, Hymenoptera, Apidae. The record is from RefSeq and is a predicted model, not a curated record. The coding region runs from base 369 to 3398 and encodes 1009 amino acids. The transcript is spliced from 15 exons. Gene Ontology annotation, molecular function: ATP binding; tau-protein kinase activity; protein serine/threonine kinase activity.
GCGUAAGGGGAGAGGGUGCAUCGUCGAAGCGUUGGAGGGUUUGAGGCAGUAAAACUGGCUGGCCUACAAUGUCCGCUAGUAUGCGGAGCACUUUGCAAACUGUUCCAGAAUCAGUGCCGGCCGACCACGUCACAAACUCCAAAAGAAAUCGAGCUGCCGCCCAUCCGCCCGUAGACGCCUGAUCCAUCGACGAGGGGGUCCGACUAUUGAAGAGUUGGCAAUAUUGAUCGAGGUUUGAACGGAAUUAUGCGGAGAACGAUCGAAAUCUGACCGUUUCCUUCCCUCUUCCGCGAAUACAAAAUCGAUACGUAAGAAACUCGACGACGCGCGCGAUAAUUAUUUGGAAAUAUAAUCGAAAAUCUUGUGUAAUGGAGAAUCAAGAGAGAUCGUUGUUCAGUCGGAUGCAACCGAGCAGGGAUUCGAUCCGAUUGCAAAUCGGGCGGAAAGGGUUCGAGGCGGGGGGGAAGGAGAGCGGGAAACAAAUCGGUGAACGCCACUCCGUGAAAGAGCAAAUCGGUCCAUCCGCUUCUCCCGGAAAGUAUGCGGCUACGCCUCGUCCUGUCGUGGACAAUCUGAAGCAAUGGGAGUUGGUAGAGUGCGGUCAGAGUUUGCGAGUGGUGGAAAAGAGGAUCGGCGUGAAAUCUUGUCUCCCUCGGGAGGAGUCGUCGGACGUUGAACGUGCGCCGAGCCUCGUUGGGAGGAAAACUCCCCCUUCGGAGAGCAGCGUGGCCAUCGACGCGAAUCUCGAGGAGAAGUUGAAAGCUUUCAAAGACUCGAAGAUCGUUCAACCUAUUGUCUCGUCUCAACGCGAACGCACCGACGACGGGAAAGUCCCGAUCAAUCUCGAACUGAUCCUGAAACAGCCUAGGAAAGGCUCGGCUAUCGAGAGCACGGAUAUGCUUCAACGGUUAGAACAGCAGGUCAAGGCCAUCGAAAUGGACACUCUUGCAGCUAGAACGCGCCAGUUGGAGUUUAGCUCGGAUUUCGAGCCGGAAAUUCGAUACGCGGACCUUCACCGAUACAGGGAACACGAGGAUCUACUUCGAAACGUGACGGAUAACGAGGCCGAGGGGUCUCCGUUACACCGAGGAGAUGCGACGAGGAAUUCGACGGGAAAUGCAGGGAUCGUUACGAAGAAAGGUUCGACGAAAUUGUCAAGGACGGCCUCGGACUCGAGGCGGGGACAGGAAGCGGAAGUACUCCUUCGAGCGCAAGCUAGGGUGACACAAGCGCGUGUAUUGAUACAGGCUAACAACGCAACAAAGAAACAUCAACGUCAACAGCAACAGCGACAGAGCAGUGCGGUCAGACCGUUGUCAACCGUAACGCAGAAGGGUGCGCAUAAUGAGAAGGAGACAGGGGAUGGCGUGGGAGUGUCGAGUAGCGGUGGUCGACUCUCUUCUCGAAGUCGAACCUCGGAGGAACCCCACAUCGGCAAGUACAAAUUACUUAAAACAAUUGGCAAAGGUAAUUUUGCCAAGGUAAAACUUGCCAAACAUGUACCUACCGGAAAAGAAGUGGCUAUCAAAAUUAUUGACAAGACUCAACUAAAUCCCGGUAGCCUUCAAAAAUUAUUCCGAGAAGUAAGAAUAAUGAAGAUGCUCGAUCAUCCGAAUAUAGUGAAGCUUUUCCAAGUGAUCGAGACUGAGAAAACAUUGUACCUGGUAAUGGAAUACGCCAGUGGUGGCGAAGUUUUUGACUACUUGGUCCUGCAUGGUCGGAUGAAAGAAAAGGAGGCUAGAGCAAAGUUCCGGCAAAUUGUCUCUGCUGUGCAAUACUGCCAUCAAAAAAAGAUCAUCCAUAGGGAUUUAAAGGCUGAAAAUUUACUACUCGAUAGCGAGAUGAACAUCAAAAUCGCCGAUUUUGGUUUCAGCAAUGAAUUCACACCAGGCAACAAGUUGGAUACUUUCUGCGGAUCACCUCCUUAUGCAGCACCUGAACUUUUUCAAGGUAAAAAGUACGAUGGACCCGAAGUAGAUGUGUGGUCGUUGGGAGUAAUAUUAUACACUUUAGUGUCUGGAUCACUGCCCUUCGACGGUUCGACACUGAGAGAAUUGAGGGAACGAGUAUUACGAGGAAAAUAUCGAAUUCCAUUUUACAUGUCCACGGAUUGUGAGAAUCUUUUGAAAAAGUUUUUGGUGCUUAACCCGACGAAACGGGCAUCCUUAGAGACUAUUAUGAAGGACAAAUGGAUGAACAUGGGAUACGAUGACGACGAAUUGAAACCGUACUUAGAACCUGAACCUGAUUAUAAAGACCACAAGAGGAUAGGUGAGUCUGCCAAGGCCCUGGCUAGUAUGGGAUAUACAAGAAGUGAAAUAGAAGAUUCCUUAGGACAAGCAAAGUACGAUGACGUGUUCGCCACGUACUUACUCUUAGGAAGAAAGACAACUGAUCCUGAAUCAGAUGGCUCGCGAUCAGGCAGUUCGUUGUCAUUGCGCAACAUUCCACCGCAAGCUGGUUCAGGUGGUGGUGGAAGUGGUGGUGGAGGAGGAAGUGGAGGAGGCACUGGUGGUGCUGUGCAGAGUCCGUCGCAUAGAGGUGUUCAUAGAAGUAUCUCUGCUAGCAAUCCAAAACCGAGUAGACGAGUUUCAUCCGGUCUCGAAACGCUUCGAGCAGCGCCGAGCCCAGGAAAUGCAACGAACCAUAAUCACGCAACUCCUACGACUGGUGGAACUGUAACUGGAAACACUGGUAGUAAUUUUAAGAGACAAAAUACCGUGGAUGCGGCCACGAUCAAAGAGAAUACUGCUCGCGUUUCUGCGAGCCGACCCUCGGCUCCUAAAAACAGUCCUGGCCAAUUAGAUACUAUGACAAUGUUCAUUCUAGGCGUGGGUACAAGUCCCGGUGGUAGAGCAUGGGCAGGAAAGAGCAACACAAUGAAUGCAGGGGUAGGUAGUGGUCGGCCUCUUACUUCACCUGCCCCUGGUUCUGUUGGUCGACGUAGUACCAUCUCUUAUGAUCAAGCGAAAACGUCCUCUUCAUCUACCGAAAGAACCAACGAUACACCCAGCCUUGGCGAGGGCACUAGACCAACACGGGGUCACACCAAGUCUGCGAGCAUCAGUGCAGGUCACCGUUCCUCAAGUGGCGUAGCUCCCAGCGACCAUUCACUACUGGACCCUCAACCACGCAACGCCCACAACUCCUUACUCGCCACUGCUGACCCUCUUAGACAGAGUUUGGGUGUGUCUCCAAGUAAUAGACUGGCAACACCUACAACACCAGCAUUUCCUCGAAAUGUUCCAAGCCGUAGUACGUUUCAUUCUGGUCAGAAUAGAGCUCAGCGAAAUCAUACUCAGGGUCACACGCAUACACAGGACACGAAUGCAAUUAGUCCGCUAGCGAGACCGUCCUUCUUCUCCAAAUUGUCCUCAAGAUUCUCCAAACGGACAUGAACCGAUUAAAACUUGGCAUCGCUCGAACUUCAAAUGAUGGCCAUAAAGAUGCGCAAAACUUAAUGACCAAUAACAUGCAAGAGAGAUUUGCGCAAAAAUCCAGCGAGUCUAGCGUGUUGCUUAGAAGAACAUCCGGUAAUGUAAUCAUCCGUGCCAACGAUCUGUCUGGAAUAUAUUGGAAUAAACGUUGAGUGAAAAAUGAACGAAAUAAAACUGGAUUGAAAGAAAAAGAAAAAAAAAAAAUAAAAUAAAAUAAGAUAAAAGGGAAAGAGAAGAAAAGAGAAGAGGAGGGAAGGGAAAGAAUAACUCCGUUAUUCUGUGGUGCAUCGUCAAGCUUUCGGGAACGAAACAGAUACUUGUUGCUCAUAUCUCUAGAGGAAAGGUUUUUCUUACCAUUUUAUCUAUAUAUCUAGGAUACACGAGGUAGCAAUAUUCUCUCGUGUUUGUCCUUGCGUAAAUCUUAAUACGAUCCUUCGGAACGAUUCGUUUUUUUCGAAGUGUCUUCCUGACGCGCGACGAUUCAAACAACAAGAUUUUAUUACAAUCGCCGCCCAUUAUUAUUAUUAUCAUCAUCAUCGUCGUAACAUCGUACACGUUACUCAUUCUCAUUACAUAUACAAUUGUGUAGCAGCCGUCACCGUCGCCGCAGCCUUAUCUUUCUAGAUAUAGCAUUUAAAAAUCGUGCCUUUCCCAACAUAACCUGCCAGUGAAUGUGCACUCUUUAUGCCGAUCAUUUUUUAAAGAUAUAUAUAUAUAUAUAAUCCAAUCUCUUUCUAUUUUUAUAUGUGUACCCAUCGUGACAUACAUCGACAACUUCGUUUUCCUUUCUUCUUCUCGCGAUAUUCUAGGAUAUUCAUUUCAACGAAUGAUUUAGCCAUCAGCAUUCAUCGAUCGAUUAAUCAAUACAUAUAUAUAUAUAUAUUAUAUUUUUCGACGUUAUUUAAUUUCUUCGAACAAUUUUCAAUGAAACUUGAAUGAAUUUGUUCAGUUUUCGCGUAACGCUCUAUAAGUUACUCGCGGUAUAUAUAUAUAUAUGCUUGUGCGUCCGUCUAUCUUUCCUUCUCCUUCGCCCCUCCCCUCCCCUCCCUUCUCGUUUGCUCUCCGUUUUCUUUUCUCUCUUUGUCCUUUCUCUCUUUCUGUCAUUUUUAAUUUGUUAAAAAAUCGAUGAGAAAGAGAAAGAAGAAGAAAAAGAAAAAUAUAGAGAAAAAAAAGAAAAAGAAAGAAAAUGGUCAUAAUAAUAACCGAGAGGAAAAUGAGGUAGAAAUAAAAAAAAAAAUUGACUGUUUCGCGUAAGGUAAUUUUGAAGAAGCACGAUAUAUAUAUGCACACCGUUAUUGUUACCAUUAAUCGUUGUCGUUAUCGUUAUCAUUAUCGUUACCGUUGUCAUUAUCGUUACCGUUAUUGUUAUGAUGAAAACAGAAAUAUUCAAUGUGCAAAUGUAAUUUUCUAAUCACAUCGAUAGUGCCAAAGUUCGCAUGGACAAGACUAUAUUACGACUUCCACGCAUGAUUGCUUCGUAAAAAAUAAUUCUUGGUGUAUUCUUGUAAAUCGUGAAGAAAAAUAUAGCAGUCUUGGCGUAAUUUUUUUUAACUUUUAAACAAAAUAAUAAUCGUUACUUGCCUUAUAUAUUUUCGAUCUAGUUAAUCGGGGUUAUUACAUCCCCCUUUUUUUCUUUUAUUCCAUGUUAUCGAUGAUUCAACAGUGUGAUUCAUUAAUCGUUAUCCUUCGCGUGAACGUUUAUUUACACUUAAUUAUCAUUUUCUCAAAGCAUACGAAUAUCUUAAUAUCCCCUGUUUAAUUCUUCUAUGAAAGUGUAAUCGAAUUAAUACAAUUGUUAUAUAUUUUCCUUUUAUAAUAUAAUAACAAUAAAGUAAGUAUAUAUAUAUAUAUAUAUAUAUAUAUGAAUUCGUACAUACAGACAAGUUUUCUAACUGAAGAUUGAAGUCUCGCCUUGUUUCCCCCGAGCCGAAAUAAAAGCGAGCCACACUCUGAAUAUCAAACAGUGACAAUAAACAGAUAUUUUUACUGGCACAGUAGUUAAAGUAUAAUCAACUAACCACGAUUUCUUACAUUAUAUAAUAUAUACAUUCAUUUCUUCUUCUUCUUCUUCUUUUCUUCUUCUUCUUCUUCUUCGUCUUCGUCUUCAUCUCCUUUCUUCCCUCCUCCCUUCUUUCUGUGGUAAUUAUUUUUAUUUAAAACUUAUAUCAAAAACAUAUGAUGAUCAAAAUUUUGUAGUAAUGAUUAAAUCGUAACCCGAGAAAAUAUGUUGGAUAACAGUAAGCCAAAAAUUUAUUAAUUUAUUCUCAACAACAGGAUUACACUAUUGAAUAUAAUAUACUAUUGAAUCUUUAAAUUUUUUUUUUUGAUUUGAUCUUUUAACGAUAAUUCUUUCAAGUAUGAAAAAAAAAAUCAAUUAGCAUUAUCUCCAUAAUAAUAAGCCUACUUACUCAUUUCUCGUUUUCCAUUUUUCAUUUCUUGCUUUUUUUUUUUUCUUUCUUUCUUUCUGUUGGUAUCCAACAUAUUCCUUCUUGUAAUCGGAAAUAAACGUGAAUUAUGUUUAAAUUUACGUUUAUCGAAAUAUUAUUUAAAUUGUGAAAUGCAAAUAUAAUUUGAUAACGCGACAGAAUCGCUAUCUAUAAAAAGAUUCUCAUAUCGAUUCUUUCGUCUAACCGAGAAUGCAUUUCUUUAUACAAAUGUACAUGUAUAUUGCGAUAUACAUAUGUGUGUAAUUUAUGUAAAUAUAUAUUAUUCUUAAUUAUAGUUUCAGUAUUUGCAUUGGCAAAGUAUUUUGUACAGCUUCAUAUAUAACAUAAUAAAUAAACUGUAUUUCAUAAAAUGGAAGAAGAAUCAAAAAAAACCAUUUUAUAAUCGUCGUAUUCAUCGCAUUUAGAAAUCGGCGACGAAUUUUUAAAGAAUC